This is a messenger RNA of Anolis carolinensis (green anole), 3961 nucleotides long. RefSeq names its product testis expressed 51 (gene tex51). The coding region runs from base 21 to 977 and encodes 318 amino acids. The transcript has 7 exons. Lineage: Eukaryota; Metazoa; Chordata; Lepidosauria; Squamata; Anolidae. The record is from RefSeq and is a predicted model, not a curated record.
CAGGUUCCUAUUGAUCUUCCAUGCUUCUGUUCUUCCUCAAAGCAGUGUUUGGCUCUAGCCUUUUCGUUCUGCUUUUCAUGGCUAAAGGACCUCUGAUAGGAUUGCUGGCCUGGACUCUGCCCAUGCAGUUGGCUGGCACAUGUCUCCGCUGCUGGCCAGAUGCUGUAGUGAGCUUUGGCUACGAUGCCAAUCUGCUGCUUGGUCAGGAUUCAGAAGCCGCUCGGAGCCUGGUGAACAUCUUCCUGGGCGACACUACUUCCAAUGGCAGAAGAUAUUUGGAACGAGAUCACAUGGAGCGUGAAGCUGGGCAACUCUUUCGUCGGAUUGAAAAUAUUAUUUCGACAAGAGGAAAAGAACAUGUGAUAGGUGCAGCAGAGGAGGAAAAAAAGAACUUUGUCAAGAAAUUGGAAGAGGCAUCCAAUGCCUUUAUGAAGCAACUCUGCGGCCUUUCCUGCGCCAAGUCUCGCUUUCGGCCCUAUGAAGUGGCUCACUGCAUUGACUGCCAGGUUAGCAACGUUUUUUGCAAUGACCCUGUAGUAUGUGCAGGGGCUAACGUUCUGGCAGGAGUGCUGGUGACAUUUUUCCUCUUGCUGGGCAUAGGCGGUGGGGUUUGGUACUACCGUCGUAAGAAAAAGGCAGAAGAAGAAGAGGAGAAAGAAGAUGAGGACAAAGAGGACGAGGAGAAAGAAGAUGAGGACAAAGAGGACGAGGAGAAAGAAGAUGAAGACAAAGAGGACGAGGAGAAAGAAGAUGAGGACAAAGAGGACGAGGAGGCUUCAGAGAGUUCCAAGAGCAAUGAGGAGUCGGAAGAAUCCAAAGCAAAAAAGCCACCAGCCUCAAAUAUCCCAAGCCCUCCACCAUUCGACAUCCCAAGCCCUCCACCAUUCGACAUCCCAAGCCCUCCACCAUUCGACAUCCCAAGCCCUCCACCAUUCAACAUUCCAAGCCCUCCACCACUUCCAGGUACUAGAUAUUAAAUUGUUUACCACCGUAUUUUCUCUGCAUCAGCUGUGUCAUGCAAUACGUAUCCUGCUCUUUCUUUGUGAUGUAUUAAGCUAAACCCACCUCAUUUUGUAUCAACACAGGGGGUAUUUCAGACAGACUGAUAAUUUGAAAACUUUUUCCUUAGAGCUUACAGACUAGGGAUAGUGAAGAGAUUUUCCCACCUUUCCUCCUGACAGAUCAGAACUUGGGUGGCCUUCGUCCCUCAUACCGUAGGUGAGAGAGGGACGUCUUGCUUUGUUUUUCUUGGCCGAAUUUAAGUGAUACCAAAAACCUGUUCCAGCCUCAGCUCACAGUCCUUGGUCAUAAUCUGGUGUGUCUGUGAUGUUGUGGACAUGAGCCACAAACAGAAUAAUCCCUGACAAAAACUCCACAUCACUCUAAUGACAACCCCAAACCAUUACAUUUCAAACAGAUGUAACUAACACAUUGUCAUGGCAUCCAAAUGAGAUGUGAAUGUAUAGACCAGCCCUCAAACCACGCUUCUGACAUGCUGUCAGGAUCCAACCAACUCAGAAAAGAACCAGCCCUGCAAUUGUACACAAAGGCUUGGUACAAAAGUACUCCCAAUCCCAUGUAUUCCCCAGAUCAAAGCUCUGCCUACAAGAUCUUUCCCACAGCAAAAAAGUGAGAUUUCAGCCUUAUUAGACAUCUUUAUGAAAAGGCCUGGUGUGAAACUCUGAAAAGUAGAGUAGUAGUACAUAGAGGAUAUAGAUCUUGAGGUUGGGGAAUAAAAUGGGGGUAAAGAGAUACUUGUGAGGCUAAGCUACAGGAUGAAGAGUAGUGUUGUGGCUGAUUUGGGGUAGCAUUGCAUGUAGCGGUAGGGAAGGAUGGGCAUAUAUUUGAACAAAUGGAGAUGUAUAUACCCUGUUUCCCCUAAAUUAAGACAUCCCCGAAAAAUAAGACCUAGUAGAAGUUUUGCUGAAUUGCUAAAUAUAAGGCCUCCCCUGAAAGUAAGACCUAGCAAAGUUUUUGUUUGGAAGCAUGCCUGCUGAACAGAACACCAAAGCAUGCAGGAUUGGUAAAUAUACGUACAAUAGAUUGUUGUACAUGGAAAUAGUGGUAGUAACAAGAAAUUCUUGAUAGGAUUCACAGUUUGUCUGGUUAUGCUGGUUUGUGGUGACAACUACUGUACAGUAUAUAAUAAAUGUUCAUUUUUUGUUCAACAAUAAAUGUGAAUUCUUCUCCAUGGAAAAAUAAGACAUCCCCUGAAAAUAAGACCUAGCACAUCUUUGGGAGCAAAAAUUAAUAUAAGACACUGUCUUAUUUUCGGGGAAACACGGUAUAUGGGAGUAUAUGGAGAUUGGUGAAUAGGGGAAGACUGCUGUGUCUAUGGAUGAAAUGUGGAGCAGCUGUAUGAUGGAGAUGAGGCAGCCUAUUAGCGACUCUGAUCGAGAUUCAGUUGUGAUGUCUUAGUUUGAAUGUUGAGUUCAAAUCCUUGCUUGGCUAUGGAAGUCCACUAGGUGACCUGGGGCAAAUCACACUCCUCAGCCUCGGAGGAAAGAAAUAAUAAACCCCUCUGAACAAAUCUUGCCAAGAAAACCCCAUGAUAAGUUCAUCUUGGGGUCACCAUAUGUCAGAAACAAGGGCAUGCAACAAGGUGUCCAUGGUGAUAUAGGCUUUAUACUUUUAAGUCUCUAAUUUACUUAUGCAUUCAGUGGAUAAAUGAAAGAAAAAUCAGCAGGAGUGAGCAGAAUCAACAACGCAACAUGCAAUAUGUUCUUCCCACAUAUGUGUGCAUAUAUACAGUAUAUACUUGUGUCAUGAGCAACUUGAGAAACUGCAAGUCGCUUCUGGUGAGAGAGAAUUGGCCGUCUGCAAGGACAUUGCCCAGGGGAUGCCUGGAUGUUUUUACCAUCCUUGUGGGAGGCUUCUCUCAUGUCCCCCACAUGGAGCUGAAGCUGAUAGAGGGAGCUCAUCCAUGCUCUCCCCGGGUUGGAUUCAAACUGGCAACCUUCAGAUCAGCAACCCAACCUUCAAGUAAUCAGUCCUGCUGGCACAAGGGUUUAACUCACUGCGCCACUGAGGGUUCCAUCUUUAUAUUAACAGAUGGAUUGAUGUCUCUAAUCACUAAAGUUGGAGCAUUUUUCAAAGGUAUAUGAAUGAUUUUGGCUAGCAAAUAUUGGGUAUAAUCAGGAAAUUAUCUAAAAUUGUGUGAACAGCUCUAGGGCAGUCAUAAAACAUGGAAGAUGUUGUGGGGUAGAACGUAGAAACAUAGAAUCCUAGAGUUGGAAGAGACCCAAGAACCAACCAGUGCGACCCCAUCAUGCUGGAACACAUAACCUAAUCAUUCCAGACAGAUGCCAUCCAGCCUGUUAGAAAAUCUUCAGAAAAGGUGACUCCAUCACACUUUCAGGUAGCAUGAUGGCCCUCUAGAUAUCGUACCACAACUUGCCACUAAUUCGGCUUGAUGGGCAUUGCAAUCUAAGGCCACAGGAUCCAGACAAAGGAGCAGUCCUCAUCUUCCCUCAUCUGAGACUUGCCUCCCUUCCUCCCUCAAAAGGACUCCCAGGAGAGGGGGCAAAGACUCUGGGUGCCAUAGAAGAAUUUCCAUUUAUUUCAAUUCAUUGAGAGCAUUUGUUCCUGAUGCAUACCAGAGCGGGUAGGGGAUCAGGACGGCAGGGGAGGGCGGGAGACAGAGCCAACAGGGAGGGCCACACACAGCCAAGAUCACUCUGCCCUGCCCAAACCCACAACACAAUGAUUCUCCAAAGAUACUCAGUGUGGGGAGUCAAAUUGCCCCCUGGCAUGAUUGGUUUUUUGGGGGAGAAGGGCAGGGAGAACUAGGAAACACAACUGCAACAUCUUUUUCUUCUUCAGGAACAGAAGGGAACGGAACAAAAGAUUUAGCGGAGUGUCUUGGGCCGUAAUGAGCAUUAAACAGGAACUGACAACCACAGCAGCAACACAUACACACACGCUCACUCACACACACACACACACACACAUACAAACACAG